UACAGAGAGAUAGACGGACAGAAAGGAGGGCAGAUAUGGUCACUCAUCAGUCACACAAAGAUAUCCUUCCAAUCAAUGACACAUGUGAUGAAGAGUUAUCAAUUUUCUCCUCAGAUCAUGGAAGAACAGAGUUGAGAACUGGGGAUUGUGUCUCUCUAUCAUGUGAUGGGGCUCCGAGUAACUGUUCCAGUAUUACCUGGCUGUUCAGUUACAAGAGUGGUACGACUGUUGCAUUGUUUGAAGGAGGGAAGGUUAAGUCUGAAGGCAAAAAAGAAAGACUACGUGUUACAAAGGAGUGUUCUCUGGAGGUGAAGCCUCUGAGAGAGGAAGAUGAAGGUCGCUACACCUGCAGAUCCUUUCAAUCAACAGGAGUAGAGUUUGAUCAUGCAAGGCAUCAACUAGAGCUAAUGACCAGCACAAACAGACCAACCACAACCACAGUGAAAGCAAACACAACUUGCACAAGCACAUCCAAACCAACAACUCCAGCAGUGAAAGGUGGACCUGGGUUAAUAGCAGGGGUAGCGCUGGGUACCGCGGUCCUGUUGAUCGUGGGCCUGGUUCUCCUCAUUCGCUGGCACAGAAGGAGAGGAAACAAGAGGCCAAAGGACCCCACAACCAUUGGUCUGAACUCUAUCAGGGACACCCCACCAGUCAUAGGAGGCCUUCAUGACCAGCAUCUCAGCGUGGACGGAGAUCAGGGCGGAGGUCCAACAUACGCCUCUAUUGUCCUGCCUGAGGGACAGAGGAGCGUGGCUACAGCACAGGUUGAGGACGAUUCCAGCGAUGCAGUAACCUACGCCUCAGUGAGGGCCUCUCCCAGAUGUGGAGAGAAGGCUGGUGAUGUGGACGUACACUACGCCACCGUCAACAAACGGGCAUAAUAACAAAACGUCUUUAGAUGAGUACGUGAUGAAACAGAGCCAGCAGCAGCAGCCAGCAGUAGAAAUGAUGAAUAUAUAAAAAGAUAAAAAACUGUUAUUGUCAAUAAUCCAUAUUUACCUUCAGGUGUAAACACAAUUUUUGAUCAAUAAUUGCUGAAUGCUCUUUCACAUGAGGGUUAUCAGAGGAAACAGUGAUUCACAAUUAAUUACCGGUAACUACAAAUUACCAAAGUUUAUUAAAGUUAUUCAUAAAUUGCAAAUAUUUCCCGUCUGGUUUCCAUGAAGGAGGCUACUAGCUCAUAUCUUAUGAAAAUGCUAGUAUUUAGACAGCCUUUAGAGGGCGCCAUAGACUAAACUGAUGGGGAAUGUGAAAAAGUCGGCCUAGAACUGUUCUUAUUAAAAAUCCCUGGCUACAGUGAGACCGCAUUAAGGAAUGUUAAGUUUAUGUGUAAAUGUGUUUAAAGUGAGGGGUGCGAAUCUGAUGUUUUAGCUCAUGCUUUUUUAUAUUUAAGUUGCUUGACACCUUUUUCUGUUUUGGCAUUAUGUCGAGUGAGUAUAUAUGAGUGUAUUUGUGGUGGCUUUAUAUUAAAUAUCUCUGUAAGGUAACGCCUGUGUUAACGUUGACUUGAGAAACCUGAUUUCUGCUUAGGUUUUAGAUGAGCGAUUAAAAAUACAUAAUUUCCUGUUGUUUACCACUUCCACAUUUUAACAAAAUGAAAAUAAUAUAAUAGGCCUGCUCCUCACCAUUUUGCAUAAUGUUCAUGUUGUACAAUCAUUUGGUGAUGAUAUUGAACUGUUCAUUCAAUAAAAAUAGACGAUAAAUGCAACCCAAUAGUUUGAGAUCAGAGGAAAAGUGUUUCACAUGUAGGCUACUUCUUAUGCCAUUAAGCGCUAGCAAAGGUAAACCAUCGUAUUUUUCUAUCACUGAUUACACGUUAUUACAAACAAAUAGGAAAUGUU
Molecule: messenger RNA, 1844 nt
Organism: Gadus chalcogrammus (walleye pollock)
Lineage: Eukaryota; Metazoa; Chordata; Actinopteri; Gadiformes; Gadidae
Product: adipocyte plasma membrane-associated protein Hemomucin-like
Exons: 9
Coding region: 36-884 (282 amino acids)
Biological process (GO): positive regulation of ERK1 and ERK2 cascade; interleukin-15-mediated signaling pathway; T cell activation
Cellular component (GO): external side of plasma membrane; membrane raft
Molecular function (GO): protein tyrosine kinase binding; MHC class II protein binding
Source: RefSeq, a predicted model, not a curated record